AUGAGUUUUGAUGAGGUUUUUAAAAACAACACGAAGCUUGUCUGUAAAUUAAUAAACGAAGGUGAAUUCACAAAAACAUUUUCUAGCUUUGAUCGUAUAGUAGAGAUUCUUAAUGUUACAAGAAAAAUAGAACCAGAUUAUGCAAUCAAAUUACUCAGAGAAAUUAUUAAUAAUACAGAUCUAACAGACGACCAAUGUAUUUUUCUACUAUUACAUCUAGAUUUAUGUUUCAACGAUCACAAAUCGCUCGACAAUUUCCUCAAAAGAUUACCAACUUUGCUCCGAAUCUCGCCUCAUAACAUAUUUACUUCAAUUUAUGAAUUUAUGAUGAAUACUACACAAUAUUGUCCGAUUUUAUCUAUUGGGAACUCAGGUAAUGAUUCGAUUGUUGAUAUUCCUUAUUCAAAUAGAGAUGAUGAGCAAAUGGACGAAGAAAUUUCUCAACACACUGCGAAAAAUGAUAAAAAUGCAAUGAAUCUCACAAAAAUUACAGAAAUUUUCAAACAAAAAAUUAUUGAUCUAAAAUCAUUUAAAGAUGAAGCAAAAGUUCAUCAUAGAACUGUAAGGAGUUUUAUAAAAACGCAUUACCAGGAAUUUAAAUCUAAAAUAGAAGAUUUAGUUAUAAAUGCUUCAAAAAGUAACGAUUUUAAAUUAAAAUUACUUGACAAACUAGAUGUUGAUAUAAAAUCGCCAGUAGAUAAAGAAGAUAAAGAAAAAAUGCAAUCAUGCAUCCACUUUUUUGCGCAAAAUAACAAUAUUAAGGCAGUUAAAUGGCUGAUUGAUAAAAAGAAAUACUUUGACCACAAUUUUAGUUCACCAACAAAGUUUAAUAUUCUUAUGGCUGCAUAUUCUGGAAACAUUGAUGAAGUUAUUGCUUAUUUAAAGGAGAAACCUGAUAUUAUUACUGAUCAAACCUUUCAAGGGAAAACUGCAAUUCAGAUGAGAAAUUAA
Molecule: messenger RNA, 951 nt
Organism: Trichomonas vaginalis G3
Lineage: Eukaryota; Parabasalia; Trichomonadida; Trichomonadidae
Exons: 1
Coding region: 1-951 (316 amino acids)
Source: RefSeq, a predicted model, not a curated record